Tribolium castaneum (red flour beetle) is the source of this 2540-nucleotide messenger RNA. Its product is annotated as oxidative stress-induced growth inhibitor 2-like. The transcript has 5 exons. Lineage: Eukaryota; Metazoa; Arthropoda; Insecta; Coleoptera; Tenebrionidae. Bases 170 to 1864 code for a protein of 564 amino acids. The record is from RefSeq and is a predicted model, not a curated record.
CCGGCUCGGCAUGAGUAAAAUGUGUAACUUGUAGUAGUCGAUGUUGCCGUGUAGGAAUGUUCGGGAGUUUUCACAAGUGUAGCGUCUGAAAUAUCAACCGACAACAGUGUCAUAAUUCCACUGAAAUUGAGAUUUUUUUCAUCAAAGCUCCAAUCAGCAGGAAAUAGUCAUGAAGUCCGGAAAUUCCAGUGACGUCGUUUACAAGGAAGUGGUUAUUAUAGGAAACGGCCCAAGCGGCAUCGCUCUCUCUUACAUGUUAUCCGGGAAUCUACCUUUCCUUGUCUCGGAUUCUCACCCGGAUGAAAUGCUUUCAAUGAGGCUCAGCUCUGUGGUGGAUCGGUGCUUGGUCAAGCAGGACUUGGGCCAUCUGGCGGCAGGAAUUGAAGGCCGUUCCACCAAUCCGGUUUCACUCCUGCUUGACGCGCUGCUGCACCCAUGUGCGGAUAUUGGCGUCAAGAUGGAGCCACUUGUCGAGUUCAAGAAAGUAGGCGCCGAGAUUGACCACGUGGUGUUGGGUAAGGGCCCCCCUGGCGGCUCGUGGCACAAGAUGGACCCCUACAUCCUGACCUUAUCCCUGGGGACCUGGAUGUCCCUCCCGGGACUCCCGUUCCACUCGCGGGACUCUGGUGAAAAACGCGCUUUCGCAUGCAAUGUUGCCAACUACUACGUGCAAUACGUGAAAGAGAUGAACCUGUCUCGCUACUUCAUCAACACCGCCACCGCCACGAACAUCGCCCCCUUGAAGGGCACGCGGAAGGAGAGGGAGACCAUUGAAAGACUGACCGAAAACCUCGAACGAAUCAACGAUCAAUCAAAACCCUGCCGACUUUCCGACGCUUUCAACUACCUCCUCUCAAGGGGGCACCGCAAGCACAAGCCCAGCCGGUGUUGUAAGCGCCCGCGAGAGGGGCUUUGUCAGGGGCAAAGCCCCGACAGAAAGCGCGAGCUGCGCAGAGACCGAUCUGUUAGUCUAAGCUGUGAUUCAAUCUCUCAUUGUGAUAGUUCUAGUGAUAGCGUUAGUUUAGAAUUGAAGAAUGCUCGAGUGCCUUUUCGAAUCACUCCGGUCUGCGACCCGGAACAGAAGAGUAACUGGGUGGUGGAGACCCGGAAUGUGGAGUCCGGGGAGACCACUAUCUAUCACUGUAAAUAUCUGGUUUUGGCGAGUGGGGCCAGUGAUUUACCCAAUAGAUUGGAGUUUUCGAAAGUUAAGCCUGAUCCGGAUUGGCUGUUUCAUGAUUUGAGGAGUCUGGAGUACCAUUUGGAUCAUUAUAUUCGGAGCAAGGGGGUGGGGGAGAUUGAGCCCGUUUUGGUCGUGGGGGUGGGGCUGAGCGCCGCCGACGCCGUGAUUGCCACAAGGGGGCGCAAUAUCCCCGUUCUGCACGUUUUUAGAAACAAGACGGCCAAUUUGAACAAACAGUUGCCCGAAAAUAUGUACCCGGAGUACCACAAAGUGCACCAAAUGAUGAAAGACGGCGGUUCCACCUACCCCUACUACACCGCCUACCCCGAAUACACCCUCUCCAACAUCGACGAGUCGUCUCGUUCCGUGAUUCUCACGUCAAAAUCGGGGGAAACCCUCAAAAUGCGUGUGUCAUUCGCCGCUGUUUUGAUUGGUUCGCGCCCCGACUUGACUUUCCUGCCCCAAGAGUACAAUCUGGCGGUGAAAAAGGACCAACCCAUCGAUUGUAAAACUAAUACUUUGAACAUAAAUAAACUGACACAUUGUGUGGAAGGUUUCGAUGAUUUAUUCGCAGUUGGGCCUUUGGCGGGCGAUAAUUUCGUCAGAUUUAUACCAGGGGGCGCGCUAGCCGUGGUCUCAGAAUUGUAUAGACAAAAUAACGACUAUUGUUGCCGUUUUACGUAAUAAGGGUGGGGGUUAGGGUAGAUUAAAGCAGGACAAUUCUAAAAAACAAAAUAUUCCAAAAAAAUACUUGCCUGUUUUAUUUUAGACAACCAAGUGGCUGUAAGUUUGCAACACUGAAUUGUUUUAAUAGUCAUCAGUGGUGGCAACUUAAUAUUACGUGGCCUACUUAGUUUUUACAGUCGCUUGGUAUUUUAUAGUUUUGUGAUAACGUAGCCUUUAUUUUUUUAACCAGUGACGAGCUUUAUGAGCAAAAAUCUAGUCUUUGAUUGCUAGGGUGCGUAAGAACAAUCAAAGAAUCGACUUUUGAUAAAAAUACCAAAAACACGUGUGUAAGUGUUUAAAAAAUCACAAGCAUCAUUCCUGUACUCAUUGUUUCUUAUUAAGUGCAAUUUAUUGUUGCGGUCUUUUUUAUCUUUUUAUUAUUGUUAUCAGAGCAAAUUUAUAUAAUAUUUUAUGACGAUUUUUAUAGAUUUCUUUUAAAUAUUGUGAUGCGGCGAAAGUUUGUUUUCAACUUUUACGAUGUAGACACAAUGCAAUUUAUUUUUUAUGGUAUCGUAGAUCUGUAGUAAAAACCGUACUUUAUAUAAGCAAUAAUUAAGUACACAGUUGUUUUGUUGAAAAUGUUGUUUAUUUUUUUAUUUGUAGAUAUUUACAGAAAUAAAGAUGAUUGAUUAAA